Nicrophorus vespilloides is the source of this 1130-nucleotide messenger RNA. RefSeq names its product mitochondrial ornithine transporter 1. The transcript has 3 exons. Gene Ontology annotation, molecular function: L-ornithine transmembrane transporter activity. Gene Ontology annotation, biological process: mitochondrial L-ornithine transmembrane transport. The coding region runs from base 164 to 1093 and encodes 309 amino acids. NCBI's taxonomy places the organism in Eukaryota, Metazoa, Arthropoda, Insecta, Coleoptera, Silphidae. The record is from RefSeq and is a predicted model, not a curated record.
CGCAAAGAUGUCAAGUAAUGUUAGUUGUAUGUUAUCUAUAGCUGCAACAACUUAUCUUAUCAUUCGCUUUUCUUACUUAAAUAAAAGUUAGUCUAAACUAAGAAUUGUACUGGAGCGGUGUUACAGUGAAUGAAGAUUUCUGGAGUUAUUACAAUUUUUCAAAAUGACAGAUGGUAACGAUAUACAGUUGAAAGAGAACUACGCGAAAAAUGGAUUCAUUGAUUUUGCCGCCGGAUUUUUGGGUGGAGUGGCUCUCGUUUAUGUUGGACAACCUUUAGAUACGAUUAAAGUAAAAAUGCAAACGUUUCCACAUAUACAUAAAAAUAUGAUCACAUGCUUUACAGAUACCUUUAGGAAAGAGGGUAUAUACAGGGGUUUGUAUGCUGGUACGGUACCAGCGUUGGCCGCGAAUAUAACUGAAAACUCGAUACUAUUCUUGGGAUACGGAUUUUGUCAAAACUUUAUGCAAAAGCUGACCAGAACAGAGAAGGUAGAAAAUUUGAGUAUAGUAAGUAAUGCAACCGCCGGAUGCUUGGCUUCGUUCUUUUCAUCGAUAGCUCUAACUCCCACGGAGUUAAUAAAAUGCAAGCUACAAGCGAUGUAUGAAGUUCAAAAAGAGCAAGCAAGUAGAGGGAUACAUUCCGAGAAAAUUGGUCCUUGGAGAUUGACAUCAGAUAUUAUAAAAAUGGAUGGGUUUCGUGGAUUAUUCCGAGGGCUGGUAGCUACAUUGGUUAGGGAGAUGCCGGGAUAUUUCUUCUUCUUUGGUGGAUACGAAGGAACAAGAACAAUGUUAUGCAAUAAUGAUCAAACAAAGGAUGAUAUAGGUUUACUGAAAACUAUGUUCGCCGGGUCUGUGGGAGGAAUGGUCUUCUGGUGUGUUACUUACCCUGUAGAUGUAGCCAAAUCCCGAAUACAAGUUAAUCAUUUAACUGAACCACUGCACACGAUUAUCAUUCGAAUUGCAAGAACAGAGGGAUUUUCAGCAUUAUUUAAUGGUUUGACUCCGACGUUAGUUCGCACAGUGCCGGCAACAGCGACACUAUUUGUUACCUACGAAUAUACGAAGAAGUUUUUGCACAAUGUUUUAGAUUAACUCUUAUUUUAUACAUAUGUUAUUCAAUAAAUUGUAU